Messenger RNA from Ostrea edulis (European flat oyster), 2433 nucleotides. Its product is annotated as DBH-like monooxygenase protein 2 homolog. The transcript has 9 exons. The record is from RefSeq and is a predicted model, not a curated record. The coding region runs from base 89 to 1786 and encodes 565 amino acids. Gene Ontology annotation, molecular function: dopamine beta-monooxygenase activity; copper ion binding. NCBI's taxonomy places the organism in Eukaryota, Metazoa, Mollusca, Bivalvia, Ostreida, Ostreidae.
UUGCAACAGAAUGCUAGAAUACAUAAAUAUAAAGUAAGCUAACAUUUUUCCCGAUAACCAUUACUUAAACUGUCACUGGAGACUAAAGAUGAAGAGGGCAUUGCUGAUCUUAACACUUGUAACGUCGGCAAAUGCGUUUUCAUUCUUUGCUGAAAAACUUCCGAAUGGAGAAAACGUUCCCCAUCCCUGUAAGCCAAACUACAUGUGGCAGGGCGUAGGGCACAAAGCCAAGGGCGGAGGAGGGGCGAGGAAUUCAUUUGGGGAGGAUUUCUACAAUCAAGGAAAGGUGUGGAACGAGUCCCUCUGCAGAAUGGAUUCGGAUGGCGAUGGUAGAACCAAUGGGCAGGAACUGGGUGACCCCAACUGUUUAUGGAAGGAAGGGACAAUCCCGGAUUUUGUUACAGGAAUAACACAUCCCGGUGUAUGCGAGCCCAUGAACAGCACAAUUUGCUUGGGAAAGAACACAUGGGUAGAUUGUUCGUCAGAGUCCUUUCAGUGUGAAGCCUUAAAGAAAGAUCCAGAUGUGAGGAACAUGACACUAAAAUUUCCCGAGACAGCUGUACCUGCGGAAGAAACUAGCUAUUACUGCAUGACAUUCGAAUUUCCUCAAGAUGGUGACUAUCACAUGAUCGCAACAGAGCCAAUCAUUGACAACGUACACGUCAUGCAUCACAUCCUUCUUUUUGGAUGCACACAAAAACCAUUGAUGUCAACGAGCAAUCCCGAAUCGUGUGGAAUGGGUUCUGGAAACUGUUUUGACACUAUAGGUGGUUGGACAGUUGGAGCAUCUGGAGAAUGCUUUCACGAUAACAUAGGAUUCAGACUGGGCCGACACGGCUAUAAAUAUGGUAUCCUGCAGUUUCAUUGGAACAACCCUCAGAGGAGACCAGAUUACUUUGAUGGUUCUGGGUUGAUGAUACACUAUACUCCAAACAAACGCAUUGCUGAUGCUGGGGUUUUAAUCAUAGGACAGAACUACUUUGCGAUUCCUCCGCGUAGAGAGGAAGUGAUUGUCACUGGACAGUGUGAUAAUUUAGCCGUAAACGGGACCGUUCAUCUCACCAGAGCCAUCAAUCAUAUGCAUUAUCUUGGUAGAAAGAUGAAGAUAGAGCAGUUUCGAGGAGGAAAGAAGAUAAGAUACUUAACAAAUGAAGACGAUUACAACUAUGACUCGCCUAAAUUGAAUGAUUAUACUAUCCCAAUACAAUUCAAAGCUGGCGACACUCUCAGAACAACUUGUACUUUCAAGUCCACCGGGAAAUCCAAAACAGUUUUCUAUGGCGAUGGAACUAAUGAUGAAAUGUGUCUAGGAUUCCUGACAUAUUAUCCAAAACAAAACAUGCAAAGUCCAUUCUGUGUUCCCUUCAAAAAUCUGAAUCAGAUGUCGUUAUUUUCAUCUGAGGUAUACGGUGGAUGUCGACACUGGGAUUUUCUUUUGUCAUCAUCAGAUGAAAUAAGAAAUCUAAAAUUCCAAGUCAUAGAUAAUUGCCAACCAUUACGAGGUUGCCUGUCCGAGUGUCUGACCGUGUUGAAGACGAUAAAGGGACAUGCGUGCAUGAAGGACGACAUUGGCCAUUGGAUAAAAAAUCACGCUUUGUACAGUCAAGAUCAGAGAGUUAAUAGGACGGAAAUGACGCAGUUUUACUUGGCGACAUCUUCCUGUGACAGACAGUUUGAACAGUACGAAAACAAUUACUCUUCAGACGGAGAUCCUCUAUCGAGGCCAUCAAUCUAUCUUGUUCUUUGUAUGACUCUGUUUUUAAACUAUUUGAUUUUUAGUAAUUAAGGUAACUCCAUACUCGCAGUUUUAUCUGAUACAAGUUUAAAUUGUGUAUUUAUUUCCAUUCAUUAGAGUUAAAACUAACAAAUUAUCAAAUAAAAUACAUAGGUCAUCACACUUUUUAAGAUGUGAGACGUACAUAAUCAGAAUCAUAUAUCACCGUCAGAAAAUUGCAAUUUUCAUUAAACAGCGUUAUCAAAAUCUCAUAAAAACUGGUUAUGACGAUAUAGUAGUAUUCAUAACAAUUUCAUGAAACUGUAUCUUCACAAAAAUAUACAAAAUGUAUGUAAAAAAUAAAGGAAAUCAUUGCAUAAUAGACUUCAUAAAGAAAUCAAUAGAAACAGAGUUAUUGCCCUUGGAUUCAAUAUUUUGAAACGUAUCAUUGAUUAUUCAUCUAUAACUUAGACUUUUGAAAUAUUUUUUUUUAACAAGAUUUUUUACAAUAACUAUAGGAAAAGACUCCAACAAAAUUUAUGUUCCUAUCAUGCAUAAAUCUAAAUAAAUCAUUGAUUUUGCAAAAUCUGAUGACAUCACAGGAGGGUGGAAUUACUUUAAGUAACAGUUAAUAUAGAUUUUUAUAUUUCUUAAAUGUAUUUGUAUUUUUAUAUAUUUAUAUACUGUUGCCUAAUAAACAUUACCCAAUUAAUUCAAAA